Phyllostomus discolor (pale spear-nosed bat) is the source of this 2169-nucleotide messenger RNA. RefSeq names its product protein FAM246A-like. The record is from RefSeq and is a predicted model, not a curated record. NCBI's taxonomy places the organism in Eukaryota, Metazoa, Chordata, Mammalia, Chiroptera, Phyllostomidae. The transcript is spliced from 2 exons. The coding region runs from base 877 to 1584 and encodes 235 amino acids.
UAGCGGCACUGAGUACCACGUGGCCCAGCCCGUGCUCAGGGACCCUUCCGUGGAUCCAGGUGGACAGAGAACAGAAGGCCACUUAAACCCAAUGUGAGGGGUGCUGGGGUGAGGUGCCUGAUGACCACCUAGUCAGUGUGGGGUGGUCAAGGAAGGCAGGCAUGUAGAAGCAGGAUGAAUGAGGUCCACCAGGCAAGUGGGGGUGCAGGGCGUUCUAGGCAGGAGAACCGGCCUAAGCAAAGACACAGAGGUGUGUAGUAGCUUGUCAGGUUAGAGGAGGUUAAAAAAGAUGUGGCCCCACAGUGGGAGAUGGGCUGCGACCUCCAGCCCCUCCUGAGCGCAGGGCACCACGGACAGCAAUGGAAACCACAGAAGAGCUUGAAUUGAAUGGAAGUGCCGGUGAUGAGGAUUCCUGCGCUGGGUGCGGACUGUGGGGACGGAGCAGGGAGGUAACAGUGGCCUGGACUAUGAUAUGGAAAGAGGUGGCCUCAGCCUGUAGGAGGGCUGCUGGGUGCAUGACCACACUUGCUUUCCCCUGACUGUGAGGUAGAGGGUGUGAGCUUGGUUCCCGUCACCUCUGCCCAGAAGCUGGUCCAGGCCCUUCGUUGGGACCCACCAGCAAGUCAUCCCUGCAGACAAGUUCAACACAGUCGCCUGCGCCGCUGCCCCUCCCAGGGCCCCUUGGGGUCUGGGCCUUGCCGGGGUUCUCCCGGCCCCAGGCAGGCUCCCUCGAGGCCUCGGAUGUUCCCACAGCCUUCCCGAGGGUCCUCGCCACCGCGUGUUGCCCGGGCCCCAGCGGUCGCUAGGCUGCGGAUUGGGGCUCCCGGCCCAGCCGGGCGCUGAUGGAGCCUGUGGUGGCGGCAACAGCACGCAUGCAUGGCGGCGGAGUCCGGACGCUCGUGGGCCCAGGCUCGCAGCACAUACGGCGCGAGCACGGCAAUGCGGCGCGGCAUGGACCGCCGGCGGGACCUGGGACCUCAGCCCAAUGGGCCGGUACCUGAAGAAGCCCGCGCCCCGGGCCGCCUGGCUCGCCUGCGUGGCCAGCUCCGGCCUGAGGCGGAGGCACGGACCGAUGCUCCCCGCCUGCUGCGGCUGGUGGAGCGUGCGGGAGCAGCGGCUGGGGCAGGGGCCAGAGAGGCGGGGGCCGGGGAGCAGGAGGGUACGCGCAGCCGAGGCUCUGUGUGCUCGGUGUGCGGGGAGCCACGCAUCGGGGCCACCUACCCAGCCGGUGUCCUGGAGGUGAGCGAGCGGCGGCUGCAGGAGGGCCUGGCGGCCGUGCGUGCCGAGCUGGGUGCUGGGCUGGAAGCGCUGCGCAGGGAGCUGCGGGCAGAGCUGGAGGCCCUGCGCGCACUGCUGCCCGCCCCGCCCCAGCAGCCGCCAGCUCGCCGUGAGCCUCGCGCCGCACCCCGAGGCCCCAGCCUGCUGCGGGCGCUCGGCACGGUGAAUGCCCUGGCCGCGGCCACCAGGCCCACUGACGACUCCUCGGACGGCCCCGCCAAUGGCGGCGCGAACCGGGCCCCUGCCCGGAAGAACCUCAAGAAGACGCCGGUGCCCCCCGGGGCCUCACAGGUUGGCGGGGAUUGAGGGCGGCCGCCCAGAGGAUGGGCCAAGCUGGAGGCGCCACUGGCCAGAGGGGCGAAUGGACAGAUCUGCCCCCUCGUGGAACUAGCUCGGAGAGGAAGGGUCCUCCGACGCUGCCUGCUGGCACUGCGGCUUCGGCCACAGUCCACAGGCCACCAGCUGGACAGCAGCCUGACCAGCCAGCUUCACUCUGCUGCCCGCCAGACCCAGCCUCCCAGAGGACAGCGUGGCGGGGCACAGCCACAUCUGGUCGACAGCUCCACUUGCAUGCACUCUUGGCUUUGCUUUGGACACCGACCCCUUCACUUAGUUCUGCCACAGGCAGUUACCUGGACAGCAGUGUCUCUUCAGAAAGUGUCGUGUGCACUCGGACUCCACAGCUUGACCUCCCAGAGUGCCACAGGGUGCAGUUUCACCAGCUGUCUCCAUCACCAGGACCCACCCCCCAGGGCAGCCUGCAGUGGGUUCUGGGGCCAGCGCUUCUGCCUUCCUGGCCUGCAGGAAACUGCCUGGGGUCUUCCUUUCACCGCUCACAGUGACUCGGGGUGGGCGCCAGCUCGUCUUUGAAAUAAAAUGUGUAAUCUUAGG